CUGUCGCCGGAUCGGUCCUUACUUCUCAAUUGACUCGCUUCUUUCCAGAAAGAAGAAAGGAGAAUAUUUCCUGCGCCGGGAUUGCGCCAUUUUAUUCUUCUAUACAGGUCCCUCGUUGCACUGCUUUCUUUCUUUUCUUUUCUCUUUUUUUCUUCUCAUGAACAGCUAAUCCCCUUCGUCGGGCAUAAUUGACGUCGCGGCUUGCAACACCAAAAAAAGGAACUAAAUAACCCACAUCGCGAUGCUCGGCGCUCGAGCAGCUCGGCAAGUGGGCCGUCUUGGCCCCCGCGGCGCGAACCUGACGGCACGGACGACCCAACGGAGCAGGAUACGGCUUCAACCCUUGUUCACGAGGACGCCGAGUAUUACUAGGCCAGAGGCUGCAGGGCAAAGCGAAGGAACGACGACGACGACGACGGACCUUCAUCCCUCGAGGCCUCUCUUCCCUGCGCCCCUGGUGCUCGCGCGCCAAUUAUCGGGCAAGCCCCUCCCUCAAGGAAAGCCGCGGCUGCUCAACUUUGCCUACCGCGCCGCGGCGUGGCUCGGCGGCUCGGUGCUGCUGAUCGGCGUCGGCGUGCUCGGCUUCUUCCUCUACGACGCGUCGACCUACCACACGCACCCGAGCCAGGCCGACAUCGACAUCUCGGCCCUGGCCCUCAGCCCCCGCCGCGGCGGACCCAAGAACCUGCCGAUCCUCGAAUACUACAUCGACGAUGACGACAGCGAGGAGAUGCGCCGCCAGAAGGACAAGCCGAGGCUGGUGAUACUCGGCGGCGGCUGGGGCGGCGUCUCGCUGAUCAAGGAGCUGGACCCGGACAACUACCACGUCACCGUCAUCUCUCCCGCAAACUACUUCCUCUUCACGCCGAUGCUGCCGUCCGCCACGGUGGGGACGCUCGGGCUGCGCUCGCUGGUAGAGCCCAUCCGGAGGAUCGUACACGGCAUCGGCGGCCACUUCCUGCGCGCCCGCGCCGAGGACGUCGACUUCUCGGCCCGCCUGGUCGAGGUCUCGCAGGUGGACUGCAACGGCGUCGAGCAGCGCUUCUACGUCCCGUACGACAAGCUGGUCAUCGCCGUCGGCUCCGUCACGAACCCGCACGGCGUCAAGGGGCUCGAGCACUGCCACUUCCUCAGGGACAUCAACGACGCGCGCGAGAUCCGCAACAAGGUGAUCCAGAACCUGGAGCUCGCCUGCCUCCCGACGACGACGGACGAGGAGCGCAAGCGGCUCCUCUCGUUCGUCGUCUGCGGCGGCGGCCCCACCGGCGUCGAGUUCGCCGCCGAGCUCUUCGACCUGCUCAACGAGGACCUGAUCCAGCUGUUCCCCCGCCUCCUCCGCAACGAGAUCUCGGUCCACCUGAUCCAGAGCCGCGACCACAUCCUCAACACGUACGACGAGACGCUCUCCAAGUACGCCGAGGACCGGUUCGCGCGCGACCAGGUCGAGGUGCUGACCAACUCGCGCGUCAGCGAGGUCCGCCCGGACAGCAUCGUCUUCACGCAAAAGGACGCGGACGGCGGCAUCGUCACCAAGGAGCUGCCCAUGGGCUUCUGCCUCUGGUCGACGGGCGUGUCCCAGAACGAGUUCUGCCGGCGGCUGGCCAAGAAGCUCGGCAGCGCCCAGAGCAACCGGCGCGCGCUCGAGACGGACACGCACCUCCGCCUCAACGGGACGCCGCUCGGCGACGUCUACGCCAUCGGCGACUGCGCGACGGUGCAGAACAACGUUGCCGACCACAUCGUCACCUUCCUGCGCAGCCUCGCGUGGAAGCACGGGUCGGACCCGGAGAGGCUGCAGCUGCGCUUCUCGGACUGGCGCAGCGUGGCCGAGCAGGUCAAGCGGCGCUUCCCCCAGGCCGUCGGCCACCUCCGCCGGCUCGACAAGCUCUUUGCCGAGUACGACCGCGACCAGUCGGGCACGCUCGACUUUGGCGAGCUGCGCGAGCUGCUCCGCCAGAUCGACAGGAAGCUGACCAGCCUGCCGGCCACGGCCCAGCGCGCCCACCAGCAGGGCCAAUACCUGGCCCGCAAGUUCAACAAGCUCGCCCGCGCCACCCCGGCCCUCCGCGCAAACGACAUACUCGACGGCGACCUCGACGCCGCCGUCUACAAGGCCUUCGAGUACAAGCACCUCGGCAGCCUCGCCUACAUCGGCAACUCGGCCGUCUUCGACCUCGGCAAGGGCUGGGGCUUGGCCGGCGGCCUGUGGGCCGUGUACGCCUGGCGGAGCAUCUACUUUGCCCAGAGCGUCAGCUUCCGCACCCGCGUCAUGAUGGCCAUGGACUGGGCCAAGAGGGGGUUAUUCGGGAGAGACUUGAUGAGCUACUGAGCGAGUUCCCGAUAUCUACUAAUAUGCUCCCAUGUACGUACGGGCUUUGGAUAUCUUAGUGCGAAUCCCGUGUGCGACUGUGACUUCUCCUCAUUUUCUCCUUGGAGUUCCACAGCAUUUAUUGGAAUCUAGAGUCGAGAUAUCCCACGAUCAUGCAAGCGCACCACAUUUACAAAACGUGGGGAGAAUGUAUGUUAUUGGCACUUUGCGGCG
Thermothelomyces thermophilus ATCC 42464 is the source of this 2542-nucleotide messenger RNA. RefSeq lists its product as uncharacterized. Gene Ontology annotation, molecular function: calcium ion binding; NADH dehydrogenase activity. NCBI's taxonomy places the organism in Eukaryota, Fungi, Ascomycota, Sordariomycetes, Sordariales, Chaetomiaceae. The transcript is spliced from 2 exons. Bases 242 to 2329 code for a protein of 695 amino acids. The record is from RefSeq and is a predicted model, not a curated record.